Molecule: messenger RNA, 1926 nt
Organism: Aspergillus terreus NIH2624
Lineage: Eukaryota; Fungi; Ascomycota; Eurotiomycetes; Eurotiales; Aspergillaceae
Product: flavin-containing monooxygenase
Exons: 1
Coding region: 1-1926 (641 amino acids)
Molecular function (GO): N,N-dimethylaniline monooxygenase activity; NADP binding; flavin adenine dinucleotide binding
Source: RefSeq, a predicted model, not a curated record
AUGGGUAGUAUUCUGGAUAAUAAAGCCCGCGCUGAGGUAGAGCAGCGAUAUGAGUCGGAGCGUACCAAACAGUUCCAGGGCCGCGACGUGGCCAAUGUCGAGAUCACAACCAGUGACAAGUUCAAGGCGUUUGGGCGUGACCCAUGGGUAGAUGACCAAACCGCUCAUGCCCACGAGUCCACCCUUCUUCAAGUCAAACAUCACCGUGUCCUUGUCCUCGGGGCAGGAUUUGGCGGCCUCCUCUUUGCCGUGAAGCUCAUCCAAUCUGGCGUCUAUACGGCCAACGAUAUCGUUCUUCUGGACACCGCGGGAGGGUUCGGAGGCACGUGGUACUGGAAUCGAUAUCCCGGCUUGAUGUGCGAUAUUGAAAGUUACAUCUAUAUGCCUUUACUAGAGGAGACGGGGUAUAUGCCGCGCGAGAAGUAUGUUUCCGGCAACGAGCUCCGCCAGUACGCAGAGCUUAUCGCCCGCAAAUGGGGCCUGGCGGACAGGGCGAUUUUCCGGACAACGCUGAAAUCACUCCAGUGGGAUGACCAACAGCACCUGUGGACAGCAAGAGCGUCUCAGGAUGAUUCUACCGACAAGCCCGCUCCUAUCGAGCUAACUGCUGAUAUGGUAAUGCUCGCCUCGGGUACCUUUGCCGGUCCCAAAAUGCCGGACUUCCCUAACAUCGCGCGCUUCAAAAACCCGAUGUUCCAUACCUCUCGCUGGGAUUAUGCAUGCACUGGCGGAACGCCCGAGAAUCCCGAACUAGUCAACCUGCGCGACAAGCGUGUCGGGCUCAUUGGCACCGGGGCGACAGCCAUCCAAGCCGUGCCUCAGCUCUCGCGAUGGGCAAAGGAACUUGUCGUCUUCCAGCGCACGCCGUCGUCCGUCGACCAGCGAGACAAUCGCCCCACCGAUCCGAUAUGGUGGGAGAAGGAGAUUCUGUCCCAAGGUCCUGGCUGGCAGCGCCACCGCAUGGAGAAUUUCAAUGCGUUCACCUGCAACGACCCUGUCGUCCCGGAUACAAACAUGGUCGGCGAUGGCUGGACCAACAUGCAAUCGUUCAGCGUCUUGACCGGCGGGAAACGCAGCUUGGAUCCGGGCUAUCUGGAGGAGAUGAGCGCGCACGACGUCAAUCGCCAGGAGCGAAUCCGCGCCCGCGUCGCGCAGACCGUCCAAGAUCCCGCGCUGGCCGAGAGCUUGAAGCCCUGGUAUCCAGGCUGGUGCAAGCGCCCCUGCUUCCACGACGAGUACCUACAGGCGUUUAACAAACCGAAUGUCAAGCUGGUGGAUAUCCGGGGUCGACGCAUUGAGGAGUUUACUGAAAGAGGGAUUGUCGUCGACGGCACGGAGCAUGAAUUCGAUGUGAUCAUCCUCUCCACGGGGUACACCACCACUCGUGUGGACCCAGCGUCCCGGGGCGACAUCUCCAUCAUCGGUCGAAACGGAACCUCCCUGGCCGACAAAUGGCAUAAGCGACUGGCGACGCUGCAUGGGGUUGUCACUCGUGACUUUCCGAAUCUCUUCUUUCCCGGACCCAGCCAGGCGGCAGCAUGCGCCAACCAGAUGUAUGUGCUCGAUCAGCUGUCGACGCACGUCGGGUAUAUCGUCUCGCAAGCCGUCCGACAGCAGGGGCGCGGAAGGGCAAACCGAGUCACGAUUGAGCCGUCGGCGCAGGCGGAAGAGGCGUGGGCGAUGGAGAUUAUGGCGCGUGCCCGUGCCAUGGGGGCGAUUGUGGCGUGUACGCCAGGGUACUACAAUGGAGAAGGGAAGGCGGGCAAGGGUGGGAUUGAGGAGCAGAUGAGCAGCGCGCGCAUGGCGAUCUGGGGUGAGGGGAUUGCCAGUUAUGUACAGCGGAUUGAGGAUUGGAGGGGCGAAGGGAAGCUAGAGGGGUUGGAGGUUGCUGCGGUUGAAGAUGUGGCAUCGAGAUGUGUGUUGUAG